Messenger RNA from Pocillopora damicornis (cauliflower coral), 1560 nucleotides. Its product is annotated as Golgi reassembly-stacking protein 2. Gene Ontology annotation, cellular component: Golgi apparatus. The record is from RefSeq and is a predicted model, not a curated record. Gene Ontology annotation, biological process: Golgi organization. Lineage: Eukaryota; Metazoa; Cnidaria; Anthozoa; Scleractinia; Pocilloporidae. Gene Ontology annotation, molecular function: protein binding.
UCCACGUCAACAUUUUUGGCGGCCAUCUUGAAUGAGUGGACAAACUCAGCAGAGACCAUCUAAAGAAAUUGUAACAUGGGGGCAGGCCAAUCUGCAGAAAUCCCAGGCGGUGGAUCCGAAGGAUAUCAUGUAUUAAGGGUUCAAGAAAAUUCUCCCGGAUAUAAAGCAGGAUUGGAGCCUUUCUUUGAUUUUAUAAUCUCGAUAGAAAAUACACGACUGGAUCAAGAUAAUGAAACAUUGAAGGAAAUCCUCAAGUCUAAUGCAGAAAAACCUGUAAAGAUGCUUGUUUUUAGUAGCAAAACAUGCAAAGUUAGAGAGGUUAGCAUCACUCCAAGCAGUAUGUGGGGUGGACAAGGUCUCCUAGGUGUUAGUAUUCGUUUUUGUUCCUUUGAAGGAGCUAAUGAAAAUGUAUGGCAUGUUUUGGAAGUUCAACCAAACUCGCCUGCUGAUAUCGCUGGAUUGCGUUCAAAUACAGACUACAUCAUUGGAGCUGAUUCAGUUCUACAUGAGUCUGAAGACCUGUUCCAACUUAUAGAAUCUCAUGAAGGGAAACUACUUAAGUUGUACGUCUACAAUUCUGAAACAGAUGGUUGUAGAGAGAUAACCAUCACACCAAACCAAAAUUGGGGUGGUGAGGGAAGUAUGGGUUGUGGCAUAGGAUACGGCUAUCUUCACAGAAUACCUAUCAAAGAUCCUCCUGAUAUGACCCUACAAGCUAAAUCAUCAUCUCCUGCUCCUGAUGGCUUCUCUGAUGUUCCUCUCAGUGGGCCCACUUCUGUGCCUCUUGUUGCAGCUUCAACAUCAACAGUUUCACCAAUACAAACAGCAGGUUUGGAGUCAGGAAUGACUUCCUUGAAUCUCAACACAACUGCAGCAUCGCCAGCCAUAAACCCAUUCAGCCCAAGUUUUCCAACCACAUCCCCUGUUCCAGCUGCUACAUAUCCAGUAGCUACUCCUUUGGUAGCACCUGGAGGUGCCCCACCGACAGUUCCCUCAUUCUCGCCCCAAGUUCAGGGUACACCAGUGAUAGGGGGCAUGACCCCACCUCUCCUCUCAGUGGCCCCAAUGAAUACGCCGGCUGCCUCAGCAACACCAGCUGGAAGUUCUGCAGUCACUGUGACGGCCACAGCAACACCACUUAUGACCGACAUCACUGCAGGAGCAAUGCCUGCCCCCUUAAUACCCACGACAAGUCCAUCAUUGCCAAGUGAUGAUGUCUCCGCAGCUUUUCAACCGACACCACCACCGUCCCAACCAAUUGCUACAUCAUAAAGCAUAAUACCUCAGGAGUAAUAACAGACAAUAGAUACACUAGAAAUAAGAUUAUAUUAUCAUACAACAGUGUAUGUGCAAACCAAGAGGGACACAAGUUAAGAAAAAAGUUCAAAAAAUUCUUGUGGAUAUUGCAUGGCUUUGCAGUGUUAUUGCAGUCUAACCUUCUAAGAUAAAACUUGUGUCUAAAUCUUACUUAUUUAGCUUUAAAUGUUGAAGGCCUGUUUCCAGGUAAUGACUUACUGUCAUUUAACAGCUCAAUGACAAAUUUGUUAUCUCUUAACUGGU